AUGAACAGCUUUCUGAAACACCAACAAGGUGUUACAUGUUCAGUGGGCAAAGAUAUAUUUUCCAUUCAAAUCAAAGUGUGUAACUCUUCUUUCCUUCAGGGCAAGCAACCGAUUUUCGUUACAAACAACAGCACGAAAUCAAGGGUUCAGUACCAGGAGAAAUUCACAAAAAUGGGAUUUGUGGUAUCUAAGGAUGAGAUCUUCGGUACGGCGUACUGUGCAGCUCUCUAUCUGAAGUACAAACUCCAUUUCAGCGGCAAGGUUUAUCUGAUGGGGAUGACAGGAUUGGAAGAGGAGAUGAAGGAACAUGGUAUUGAGUACAUCGGAACAGGGCCAGAUGAUGUGGAAGGUCAAAUUCUAGAACAUCGAGCUGACAGCGUAGUUCUUGACCCAGAUGUCAGUGGUGUUGUAGUAGGGUUCGAUCAGUACUUCAGUUUUAUGAAGCUCCUAAAGGCUGCUUCCUACCUGAGCAGACCUAACUCGGUGUUCAUCGGUACCAACGUGGAUCAACAAUUCCCGCUCAGGAACUCGGAUAUCGUCAUGCCUGGCACAGGCUCCCUCGUGCGACCUGUAGAAGUUGCUGCAAACAGGACAGCAACUGUUCUUGGCAAACCUAGCAAAUUUAUGUUCGAUUGUAUCCAAGAAAAAUUUGACGUGAACCCUGACCGGACGGUGAUGAUCGGUGAUCGUCUGAACACAGACAUCCUCUUAGGUAAGAACUGUGGAUUGAAAACCUUGGCCGUCUUGACUGGAAUCACGAGUGAAGAAGAGAUCCUGGCCUUCCAAGGUAGCGAAAAGGAAGAGGAAAGAGAACUGGUUCCAGACCUUUAUAUCGAGUCAAUAGGGCAUUUAGGCAAGCUUUUGGACUAGGUGUUUGUGUUUAAGUAGACAUUUUGUAGUAGAGUAAAAGCUAUUUAUGAAGACCUCCAAGAGGUGAGAAAAUUGAUCUAUAUAGACAGUUGUUGAAAGAGAGGAGAUCAGUGAAAGAUGGGAGAUCGAAUUGGUACCAGGUAUUUACUCUGUAUAUCGAGUCGGCAUUUAGGCAAGUUUCUGGACUAGGUAUUUGGGUUUAACUAGAUAUUUUGUAGUAGAGUAAGAGCUGUUUAUGAAGACCUUUAAAAGGUGAGAAAUAUAUCAAAAAAGACAAAUGGC
Molecule: messenger RNA, 1152 nt
Organism: Lytechinus variegatus (green sea urchin)
Lineage: Eukaryota; Metazoa; Echinodermata; Echinoidea; Temnopleuroida; Toxopneustidae
Product: glycerol-3-phosphate phosphatase-like
Exons: 6
Coding region: 1-870 (289 amino acids)
Cellular component (GO): cytoplasm
Molecular function (GO): phosphatase activity
Source: RefSeq, a predicted model, not a curated record